AUGGCUGGCUGUAAAGUAUUCUCGAAAAUAGACUUGAAACAAGCCUAUUUGCAACUCGAAUUGCGGGAAGAGGAUAAAGAAAUCCUUACACUAAAUAUGUCUAAAGGCUUGUAUCAGUGUAACCAGCUCAUGUACGGAGUGGCAUCAGCGUCUGCGAUCUGGCAGAGAACAAUUGAAAAUAUUUUGAAAGAUAUCCCAGAAGUAACUGUAUUUUUAGAUGACAUAAAAAUUGCGAAAAAUCUCAGUGAUAUUUUAAGACCACUAAAUGCGUUAUUAAGAAAGAGCGCUGGUUUUAAGUGGACGCAGGAAUGUAAGAGAGCUUUUACAGGCGCCAAACGGGCUUUUUGUAGUGAUAAGAUAUUAGUUUCUUUCAAUCCGAAAUUGCCAGUAGUCCUGACAACUGAUGCCAGUCACUGGAUAAAGAAGCAGAAAAUUCUCACGGAUAAUAAACCUAUCAGUCAAAUUCUUAAUCCACAAAAAGGCUUACCUGCAUAUAGCGCGAUGCGUAUGCAACAUUACGCGGUUUUCCUUCAAGGUUUUGAUUUUGACAUUAAAUUUAGAAAAACAGAAAAUCAUGGCAACGCUGAUGGCUUUUCUCGACUACCGAUCAAAGAAAAGGCUAUCGCAGGUUGUGACGCGCUGGAUGUUUUUACAAUAGAAACGCUAAACAUGUUACCGCUUAAGGCGAGCGAAAUUCGAAAAGAGACGUCCAAAGACGCCGAUCUCGCGAAAAUAGUAGAAGCUUUAGAAAAAGGUAAAGGCUUAAAAAAAUUAGGGCUACAGAAUCAUGAGUUUGCGUUAAGCAAUGGAAUACUGUUAAGAAAAGAUAGAAUGGUAAUACCGGAAGUUUUAAGAGGCAGAAUUCUCGAAGAAUUACACUCCGGUCACGUAGGAAUUGUUAAAAUGAAAGGCCUAGGUAGGAAUUAUGUUUGGUGGCAAGAUAUCAAUAAUGACAUUGAAAAAACUGUUCGAAAUUGUAGAGAAUGUAGUCGAUUCCAAAAUGAUCCCAAACCAGUACCGUUGCAUCAUUGGGAGCCUACGGAUGAACCAUUCCAAAGGAUCCAUAUGGAUUUUGCUGGACCAUUUAUGGGUCAUAAUUUUCUGGUUUGCGUAGACUCACGAAAUGGCCUGAAAUUUAUGUAA
Messenger RNA from Formica exsecta, 1143 nucleotides. RefSeq lists its product as uncharacterized. The record is from RefSeq and is a predicted model, not a curated record. NCBI's taxonomy places the organism in Eukaryota, Metazoa, Arthropoda, Insecta, Hymenoptera, Formicidae. The transcript is spliced from 3 exons. Bases 1 to 1143 code for a protein of 380 amino acids.